Agrilus planipennis (emerald ash borer) is the source of this 2012-nucleotide messenger RNA. RefSeq names its product probable ribonuclease ZC3H12C. Gene Ontology annotation, cellular component: cytoplasmic ribonucleoprotein granule; nucleus. The transcript has 2 exons. Gene Ontology annotation, molecular function: RNA endonuclease activity; mRNA binding; metal ion binding. The record is from RefSeq and is a predicted model, not a curated record. Lineage: Eukaryota; Metazoa; Arthropoda; Insecta; Coleoptera; Buprestidae. The coding region runs from base 32 to 1573 and encodes 513 amino acids.
UUUUUUCUCUUAAUGUAUUAAUAAAAAGAGAAUGUUUAACUUUGUAAUUUGUAAUAGAGUGGAGUUUGCGUUAAAACUGGGUUACACGGAGAAGCUUGUUCAAGCAGCCCUUUUAAAAUUAGGCCCGUCACCUGCUCAGAAUGAACUUCUGGCCGAAUUGAUAAAAUUGGGUGCCCAGAGGAGCAGUUCUUCUUGCGAUAGCAGCCCAACAGAUGGACCCACCGAUAUAGCAGCCGAGUUUCAAAGCGACCUUUCUACUGCUACCGGACAAGUGCUGAGGCCGAUUGUUAUCGAUGGAAGUAACGUUGCAAUGAGUCAUGGAAACAAAGAACUAUUUUCGUGUCGUGGUAUUAAGAUCGCGGUAGACUGGUUUAAGGCACGAGGACACAAAGACAUAACGGUGUUCGUUCCAAAAUGGCGAAAAGAAGCCCCGAGACCCGACAAUCCCGUCCGCGACCAGGAGAUCCUCGCUGAACUCGAAAAAGAACGUAUGCUGGUCUUUACCCCCUCCCGGUUCGUCGGAGGUAAGAGGAUGGUGUGUUACGACGAUCGAUAUAUUCUCAAACUAGCCGCAGAGGUCGAUGGGGUGGUUGUCAGUAACGAUAACUACCGCGACUUGUCCCAAGAAAAUGCAGAGUUUCGCAAAGUAGUAGAAGAACGCAUCCUAAUGUAUUCUUUUGUUAACGAUCGAUUCAUGCCUCCUGACGACCCCCUUGGACGUUCUGGACCAACACUGGACAAUUUCCUUCGUUGCCAACCGAAGAAAAGCGAACCGCCACCGCCGUGUCCCUACGCGAAAAAGUGUACGUACGGUAACAAGUGCAAGUACCAUCAUCCAGAACGGGGUCCAUUACCGCACAAGAGCGUGACGGAGAGACUAAGUGAGCAUGCGCAGCGUCAUUUGCAAGCUCGUGAAGGGGAGACACGUAAGAUUCCUCUCGGUCGCACGCGAUCUAACGUGCCUCCCCCCAAAGAAACCACUCAACAUGCGGUCGUUUCAAAAAGUCGUAGUGUCGAUAAUGUGGGUGGUACGUAUCCGCCACCUCCGGCUGCUUCCGGGACCGAGAAUCUUCAUAAGAAACUACAAAGACAAUUAACGCUCAAUCCAAACUCUGACCCGCGGCUCGUACGAGCUCGUUUCCUCCCUCCACUGCAACACGGUGGUGCUGGUGCGUUACCGCAACAAUUACGUCCCUAUUUAACCCCCGGACACCCCAAUUGGGAAUUGCAUCAACACGUAACGCGUAUUGCCUCCGCACCUGAUUCGUACCGCGCUUGGCCCCCCAAUUCAGCUACAGCUGCGCAUGCGCAACAUGCAGCAGCUGCACAUAUGCAACGUGUGUCUAGCUGUUCAGACCCACAGCUGAACGUGUGGCCCCAUCAUUGGCCGCAUGCUGCAGGUGGAGCAGCUGCGCAUCCUAACAUACAGGAGGACGUUAGGAGAAAAUUACACUAUCAUCUGAGCGCCAUUUUUCCAGAGGAACAAGUAUCGCAGGCGAUGCAAAUGUAUCCGGAUGAGACGAACCCCCAGAAGAUCUGUGCAGCUAUUUUGGCUAUGUUCCCGUCAAAAUAACGAAACGGAGAAAAUGGAACAAUUAAGAAUGAAGCAUUUUUAUCAUGACAAUGACUACGAGUACGUGUUGCCUUGAAGAUUUGUUUAAUUCUGCAGUAAGAUGUAGUUUCUUUUUGAAAGAAGAAAGAGAAAAGGAGGCGUAACGAGGUAAGUGCCCAAUUGUUAGGUCCAAAUGAAAUGGAAUUACCUUUGGAAGAGUGACAAUGUUUAAAUGACAAAGUAUUUCAUUUGUUCUGUCUUUCAUAUCAACACUUAUUUUUUAUGAGAAGUAUAAUUAACAAAUCGUUUAAAAUGUGGUUCGACUUAAAUAUUUAUAGUCACUUUACUCUUAUUUUUUCGACAUUUAAAAUGCUACCAAGGUUGUGAAAAUAACCAUAUAUAUUUUUUUAACAAAAACUUUUUCUGAACUUUUAAUUUUAUUUUUAUAAGCUUGAAGACU